Thalassophryne amazonica is the source of this 2046-nucleotide messenger RNA. RefSeq lists its product as uncharacterized. Gene Ontology annotation, biological process: positive regulation of Arp2/3 complex-mediated actin nucleation; actin cytoskeleton organization. Gene Ontology annotation, molecular function: protein kinase A regulatory subunit binding; actin binding; Arp2/3 complex binding. The record is from RefSeq and is a predicted model, not a curated record. Bases 262 to 1926 code for a protein of 554 amino acids. Lineage: Eukaryota; Metazoa; Chordata; Actinopteri; Batrachoidiformes; Batrachoididae. The transcript is spliced from 11 exons. Gene Ontology annotation, cellular component: cytoskeleton.
UAAUUGACUGCAGCUUGAUUGUCUUCAGGUCGACGGACGGCUACCUUGGAAACGGGAGAAAUCCAGUCCACGCAUCCGUUCUGGAAGCAGGGACCCAGAUUUCUUCACUUCAGAGGCCUCUCCUCCUUCUCCUUCUCUGUCCAUCCAUCCAUGUGUCUCUUCCUCCGCGAUCAUGGACGAUCUGAAAUGAAGCGCAGAGCGCGAGCGGCGGCGGGGAGCGAACCAUUGCGUUACGGCGGGGAGGAGAAGGCAUAGACCACAAUGCCGCUGGUGAAGAGGAACAUCGAGCCCAGGCACUUGUGCCGUGGGGCGUUGCCGGACGGGGUGACCAGCGAGCUGGAAUGCGUCACCAACAGCACCUUGGCUUCCAUCAUCAAACAGCUGGGCAGUCUGAGUCGCCAUGCAGAGGACAUUUUUGGCGAGCUGUUCAACGAAGCUAACAGCUUCUACUUGAGAAUGAGCAGCCUGCAGGAGAGAGUGGACCAGCUGGCUGUGAAAGUCACUCAGCUGGACUCCACUGUGGAGGAAGUUUCACUGCAGGAUAUCAACAUGAGGAAGGCCUUUAAGAGCAGUACCAUCCAGGACCAGCAGGUGGUGUCGAGGACAUCCGUUCCGAACCCAGUGGUUGAGAUGUACCAUCGCUGUGACAAACCUCCACCGCUCAACAUUCUCAGCCCCUACAGGGAUGACAAGAAGGACGCACUGAAGUUCUACACCGAUCCUUCCUACUUCUUCAACCUGUGGAAGGAGAAGAUGCUGCAGGCCACCGAGGAUAAGCGCAAAGAGAAGCGAAGGCAGAAGGGCUGUCCGGCCCACCCUGACAGGCCCCACUCCAGACAGGCCCCACCCAGGAGCCCUCUGUCCAUCUCUGAGCAGCAGAGACAGGUCGAGGAUCCAGGAAGAGAGGUCAAGAAGGUACGUAAGGCUCGUAACCGGCGUCAGGAGUGGAACGUUCUGGCCUACGACAAAGAGUUCCGACCAGACGCGCGGCUGACCCCCUCCCCUUACCAUGGCAUGUCCUCUGAAGGCUCUCUGUCCCCUGAUAGCAGGUCAAUGGCGUCAGACUCUUACCCAGCCAGCCCCAACCACCCCUCAACCCAGGCCUCCAGCACUGCCCACCCCACUGACCACCACGCCAGGGAGCACCUUAGCGCCGCAGGACAGACCCAGUCACUCGAUCGAGGGCUCCGGCCAGCAAACCAGCCCCCGGGAGCUGGAGGCGCCGUCACGGCAGGACGACACGUGGCCUCCUUGGGCAGGGCCCCGUCAGGGCACGGAGUCCAGGCUGGAGGAGAUUCAACGGUUAAUGGGCCUCGGCAGCAGUCUGUUAAGGAAUACCGGGCUGGACACGGUGGCCAGCCCUCCACGAUAUCGGAGUACUAUAUCCCACCCGCCCCUCCCCCUCCUCCCCCAACCAUCCCCUCUGCCCAAACCGCCUUCGACUCCACCUCUGCCCAACCCUCCUCCGCCGCCUCUGCUGUUCCCCCCACCUCCUCUACUCUUUCCCGCCCUUACUCCCCUUCCCCACCUCCUCCCCCGGCCAAUUACGUCCCCUCUCCUGCCCACCCCCCCUCAGGCGCCCCACCAGCUGCCCCGCCUCCUCCUCCGCCAGGUGCCCCUGCUGGCCACCAGGCACACCCAUCCCCGCCGCACGCAGCCGUCGGACAGGUGGCUGCGGAUGCCCCGCCCCCUACGAGGAAGUCCACGAUGCUGGGGAUGAUCCCAAUGAGCGACGCACGGUCCGACUUGCUGGCUGCCAUACGUAGAGGUAUCCAGCUGAGGAAGGUGCAGGAGCAGAGGGAGCAGGAGGCAAAGAGGGAGCCUGUCGGCAAUGAUGUGGCCACCAUCCUGUCACGCCGCAUCGCCGUAGAGUACAGCGAGUCUGAUGACGAUUCAGAGCUCGACGAGAACGAGUGGUCUGACUAAAAACCAAUAAGGGGGAGAGCAGAACUUAGUGGAUGGCAACUCGUGGGAGGAGGAGAAUUGUUGGGAAAUAAAGGUAGAAUUGAUGAGGUUAGAUUAAUUUUAAUAUUCAGCAUUGUAACA